Diospyros lotus (date-plum) is the source of this 1994-nucleotide messenger RNA. RefSeq names its product protein STRICTOSIDINE SYNTHASE-LIKE 3-like. The record is from RefSeq and is a predicted model, not a curated record. Bases 92 to 1264 code for a protein of 390 amino acids. The transcript has 4 exons. NCBI's taxonomy places the organism in Eukaryota, Viridiplantae, Streptophyta, Magnoliopsida, Ericales, Ebenaceae. Gene Ontology annotation, molecular function: strictosidine synthase activity. Gene Ontology annotation, biological process: biosynthetic process.
AGAGAGCUUAUAUAUAACACAGAGAGAUAGAGACAGGGAACCAGAACUUGGAACACCACUGCCUGGCCUGGUUGAUACCAUCUUGAUCGAAAUGAGGCCGGCCGCAGUCCUGGCCGGACUGUUCCUCCUGCUGGCUCUCUACUGCGGCAUCGACCCAUUCAAGCACAGCGCAAUCUCCGACUUCCCCGACUUCGAGGCAUACGAGGUCGACAUGCCGCAGUUGUCCGAGGUUCCGGUCGACAGGGACUCCGACAACUUGUUGCAGAAGUCGGAGGUCAAGUUUCUGAAUCAGGUUCAGGGCCCCGAGAGCGUUGCCUUCGAUCCGCAGGGCCGUGGCCCCUACACCGGAGUCGCCGACGGCCGGGUUCUCUUCUGGAACGGCCACGCUUGGUCUGAUUUUGCCUAUACUUCGCCCAAUCGGUCAGAGCUGUGUGAUCCCAAACCAUCCCCUACAAGCUACUUGAAGAAUGAGCACAUAUGUGGGAGGCCUUUGGGUCUUCGAUUCGACAAAAGAACAGGUGAUCUAUAUAUUGCAGAUGCAUAUCUUGGGCUGAUGAAGGUCGGGCCUCAAGGUGGACAGGCAACGCCGCUGGCAACUGAAGCAGAAGGGGUGCCUUUCAGCUUCACUAAUGAUUUGGAUGUUGAUGAUGAAGGAAAUAUUUAUUUCACAGAAAGCAGCACCAAAUACCAAAGGCGGAACUUCUUGCAGUUAAUUUUCUCUGGUGAAGAUAGUGGGAGGGUGCUCAAGUACAAUCCCAAUACAAAAGAAACAACUGUCCUUGUUCGAAAUAUCCAAUUUGCUAAUGGCCUAUCCCUAAGCAAGGAUGGUUCUUUCUUUGUGUUCUGCGAAGGGCUUGGUGGCAGACUAUGGAAGCACUGGUUGAAAGGUGAGAAAGCAGGGAACUCAGAAGUCUUCGCCAUUCUACCUGGUUUCCCCGACAAUGUCAGAACAAAUGAAAACGGGGAAUUCUGGGUAGCAGCCCACUGCCGGCGCAACAUGUACGCCCACCUGUCCGGAUUAUACCCAAAAGUUAGGAAAUUCUUGCUUAAGCUUCCAAUCCCUGCAAGGCUUCAGUACUUGAUCUUCAUAGGAGGACGACAACACGCAAUGAUCGUGAAGUACAGCCCAGAGGGCAAGCUGUUACAGAUAUUGGAGGACAGUCAAGGGAAGGUGGUUAGAGCAGUUAGCGAGGUGGAGGAGCGGGACGGAAAGCUUUGGAUGGGAAGCGUCUUGAUGUCCUUCGUUGCAGUUUACCAGUUAUAAUGCUCCCCUCCCCGCCUUGCUGGCAUGGAGUAGAAUCUUUUACAUUCAGAUGUUGUAAACAUGCCCUUUCUGAUAACCCCGCAACUAUUUCCUUUCCUUUCCUUUCUUUUCCACGAUAGGCGACGACGGAUGGUGGUUUUAUUUGAAAGGCAGCCUGAGCCGACAAUGAUACCUUCUUCAGUGCUAUAGUGUUUGCUCUGUUUUCUCUUUGCUCUGUUUUCUUCUUAUGAGAAAUCUAAGUUUGUUUCUUCACGUCAUUGUCCCCUCCUCAAAAAGACAGUACCUAAUAUGGUACUCUGCUCAAUAUUAUUCAUUCAAACCAACCUUUUUGGUUGUAAUGAGUAAUUCUCAUGCCUGAUGCAGAAGCAGACCUAGCCCCAGCCCCAGGAAUGGUAGAAAAUAGUUUUCACUUUACUAAAUGUUAGUGUUAGUGCUGAGCCGGUACGCUCAUGUUUUUGAGAUACACGAUGUGGAUGAAGAAGUUUUGCCAAUGUUGACAUUGGAGGAUCUCAAGGAUAUGGGUGUGGGGUAUAAAUGUUGUUGGGUCGAGGCAGAAAAUGUAUUCUGUAAUUCCAAAGCUUGGCAAGGGCUAUUCUUGAGAUUUUGCAUGGUGGUAGCAGCUUAAGAUUGCAGCCAUGGCAGAGAUGGAACGAAUGCAUGUCUCGGAUGGUUAAGUACACUUUGUUUUCUUUAAUAAUACUAAUAUUUCAUAUGGUACUUAGUUUUGGAA